AUGAGUGAGUAUGUUGGCUAUGGUACGCUUCGUGGCUCAGCUGAAGGGAAUCUUGCCGUUGUGCAGGGAGAAAGGGAAAAGGAGCCUCUACUACAUGCACACAGUGUAUCCCAGACUGAGCAAGGGCAUAUUUUGGUCUUACUGCGCACUUGGCCUCUUUGUCUGUGUUGGCCCGAGGGAGGCAAUAAUGCAGGGCAUACAGUUGUUGUGGAUUCUGUGGAGUAUGACUUUCAUCUUCUGCCAAGUGGGAUCAUCAAUCCAAAAGUCACUGCAUUCAUUGGAAAUGGUGUUGUAAUUCAUUUGCCAGGACUGUUUGAAGAAGCUGAAAAAAACUUAAAGAAAGGAAAAGGGCUUGAAGGCUGGGAAAAAAGACUAAUAAUUUCUGACAGGGCUCAUAUUGUAUUUGAUUUCCAUCAAGCUGCUGAUGGCAUCCAAGAACAACAGAGGCAAGAACAAGCGGGAAAGAAUUUGGGAACUACCAAAAAAGGAAUUGGUCCAGUAUAUUCUUCAAAAGCAGCUCGAAGUGGACUCAGAAUGUGUGAUCUUGUUUCUGAUUUCGAUGACUUUUCUGAGAGGUUCAAAGUGUUAGCCAAUCAGUAUAAAGCGAUAUAUCCUACCUUAGAGAUAGAUAUUGAAGGGGAAUUGAAAAAGCUCAAGGGCUGCAUGGAAAAAAUAAAACCAAUGGUAAAGGAUGGUGUUUAUUUCAUGUAUGAGGCUUUACAUGGACCACCAAAGAAGAUCUUAGUAGAGGGUGCAAAUGCAGCACUGCUGGACAUAGAUUUUGGCACAUAUCCUUUUGUGACUUCAUCAAACUGCACAGUUGGAGGUGUGUGUACUGGUCUGGGCAUGCCACCACAGAAUGUUGGGGAAGUAUUUGGAGUUGUGAAAGCAUAUACAACAAGAGUUGGAAUCGGUGCCUUUCCUACAGAACAAAAUAAUGAAAUUGGAGAAUUGCUGCAAAUGAGAGGUAAAGAGUUUGGUGUUACCACUGGUAGAAAGAGAAGAUGCGGCUGGCUGGACCUUGUGUUACUCCGAUAUGCCUACAUGAUUAACGGAUUUACUGCGUUGGCACUUACCAAAUUGGAUAUCUUGGAUGUAUUUCCAGAAAUUAAAGUUGGUGUUGCAUACAAACUAGAUGGUGAAAUAAUACCUCAUUUUCCUGCCAACCAGGAAGUCUUAAAUAAAGUAGAGGUUCAGUAUGAGACACUCCCAGGAUGGGAUACAGACAUAUCAAAUGCAAGGACGUUUGAUGAGCUGCCUGUAAAUGCACAAAAUUAUGUUCGCUUCAUAGAAAUGGAGUUGGGUGUUCCUGUUAAAUGGAUUGGAGUAGGGAAAUCCAGGGAAUCAAUGAUCCAGCUGUUUUAAAGAUUUCAGAUGCAUGGAAGAAAGCACACUCCUCAAAAGACUGCGCAUUCUUAAAUGCAUUAGUAGCCCGCAAAGCAAAGAUGUUGGAAAGAUAGAUUUUUUUGCAUGGAAAGAAAUGCUAGAGUUGAUACCCCCAAAUCAAUUGCUACUCCUGAAAGAGACUUUAACAUGAACCUGUACCAGUUACUGUUCAAUUGCAAUUUCCAGGACACUUUUCAUUGUUGUUCAAGGUGCCAUCAGAUUUUUUUUUUUCUUUACCUAAUAUUUACUUCAUAAUGUAAUUCCUGUUUGAAAAUCUAAAGUAGCGUUACUUUCAUGACUGUUUGUCUUUGUUAUCCUCUCUCUGCUUUUGGCGGUGUUACUUCCCUGAAAUUUUAGACAGUAAAAAUAAUGCAGUUUUGCACAGAUAGUUUUACAUCCUCAUUAUUUGUAUUCCUAAGGCUGUUGUACUCUUAAUGGCUGCUCUUGUGAGUGAUUAAAGAGGGGUAUUCUGAUUUUAUAAUGCUAUAAA
Messenger RNA from Phaethon lepturus (White-tailed tropicbird), 1876 nucleotides. It is a transcript of the gene ADSS2, whose product is annotated as adenylosuccinate synthase. Gene Ontology annotation, cellular component: cytoplasm. Gene Ontology annotation, biological process: IMP metabolic process; 'de novo' AMP biosynthetic process. The transcript is spliced from 13 exons. Lineage: Eukaryota; Metazoa; Chordata; Aves; Phaethontiformes; Phaethontidae. The record is from RefSeq and is a predicted model, not a curated record. The coding region runs from base 1 to 1365 and encodes 454 amino acids. Gene Ontology annotation, molecular function: nucleotide binding; adenylosuccinate synthase activity.